Rotaria socialis is the source of this 1569-nucleotide messenger RNA. NCBI's taxonomy places the organism in Eukaryota, Metazoa, Rotifera, Eurotatoria, Philodinida, Philodinidae. The record is from the annotation of a GenBank genome assembly.
AUGAGUCAACGUAUUGUUCAUCUUCUUGAUCUUCCAAAUGAAAUAUUAUUUCUCAUUUUAAAGAAACUCGACAAUAUUGAUGUUCUUUAUUCUUUAUUUGGUAUCAACAAUCAACGACUUGAUAUUAUAGCACAAGAGCAAAUCUUCAGUAACAUCCUUAAUUUCGUUUCCAUAUCUCAAUCAGCUGAUGAGAUUUGUUCAAUUUCUGACUCCAUGCUAAAUCGAUUUCGUAUUGAUGUCUUACCAAGAAUUCAACAAAAUGUCAAAUCACUCAGUGUUGAAUCUGCUUCCAUUGAAUGUAUUCUUGGCGCUGGCAUCUAUCCUAAUCUCACUGAACUUAAAAUUUUCAAUUUCAACAGAGAAAUCGUUCCACGCUAUUUCACGGAUAAUUCUCUCUUUCAACAUAUUGAUCAACAACAAAUUACGGAUCUUAUUCUUAUCAGUAAUGAAAACUAUAUUGAACAAGUACUCACAAAGGAUACGAACAAUGUUUAUGUAACGAUCUUGGAUUUCUUUAAAAAUCUAAACCAUUUGAGUAUUCUGCCAUCAUCUGUCAACGAUUAUCCACCUUUAUCGUUAUACUGUUUACCACCAAUGACUUUUUCCUCUUCGAUUCUUACUGAAUUAUGUAUUAAUACAAAUAAUUUUGAUGAUUGUCUUGCUUUACUUGAUGGUCGUCUCAAACAAUUAACUUCACUCAUCCUUCAGGAUCCUCUACCUAAUUUAGAAUGUUUCUCAUUAACAUGUUAUAAGAGUACUGAAGAUUAUGACAGUGUGGUUUUACCUCUUCUUCGUCGAAUGUCGCAUCUCAAAGAAUUAAAUUUAUAUAUAUAUAUAUAUAUAUCGGCUGGUUCCACGUUCAUCGCUGGCACUCAUCUUGAUAAUGAAAUUCUUAUUCAUAUGCCACGACUUCAUACAUUCACAUUUUAUAUCGCUUCUAAGCAUGGCCCUGUUGAUCCAGAUGUACGUAUAUCUAACUUAGAUAUUCUAAGCACUUUUACAAAUAUACAAUAUCGACAAGUGGCUUGUAUGGUGGAUUACUUCGACGAUUGGGAAACGAUUUGUCGAGUUUUUUCACUCCCAGUUAAAUUUCAUCGUCUCGAAGAGAUCGGAAAUAAUAUUCCAAACAUUGUAUUUACUUCUGUUACUCAUUUGAUGUUAUGGGAUCAAGACGCAUUCAAAUAUGAAUUUUUCAUUCGACUUACUCAAGCUUUUCCAUUUCUUAAAGAUUUAAGUAUUAAGAAUAUUCAACCACCUUUUUGGAGAUCUCGCGAGCGUCAUCUUUAUGAAAACGACUGGCGCUCAAUUGUUAAAUACCCGUAUCUUGUUUCACUUAACAUCACUGGUGCACACAUUCAUUAUAUUGAACAUUUUCUCAAUGAUACAAAAACCCAUCUACCUCGUUUAACUGAAUUAAAAGUUAAAUAUGUUAAUUUGAAAAUAGCGACAAACAACUUUACAAGAGGUGAAACACGACGGAAUUGUGCUAAAAUAAAACAAUUAAUUGCUGAACAAUCCAUGGUCUAUCCAAAAGAUGUUUAUGACUAUUUUCCUUCGUUGUCGCUGUAA